UUGGGAAUAUUUAUCACGUGUGUAUGCACUGUGUAUGCAUUCAUGUGUUUGCCACACUUUUAUUAUUUUUCAGAUUGUCAUUCAGUUUGUGGGCAUAUGCGUGUGUACAGUUUCUCUACAGUUAAUCAAUUUAUCAGCAGUAUACAAUAGCGCAGAUGGCCGGUGUGCAGUUUUUAGUUGUGGGGGUCGCAUUUGGCGGUAUACUUUUCGCAGUACCAACAACUGGCGACUCAACGACAGCUUCCGCUGACGCCGACAACGUGACGCGGGUCAAUAUAAAAGACGGCGAAAGGUACAUCGCGGAAUGCUUCCCUCCCAAGGCGCAAGAGGCCCGCCAGCGCCGAUCCAGCGAGCCAUUCACAAAUCAACCAAUUAUGAAAUACGGCAUCAUUUUCCUUGAAGCAAAAUUCAUCGGAACCGGCAACGCCACUUGUCGCGAAUCGUCCGUGAAGAACUAUCUGCGCACCAAACUAUGUGUUGGUGAGAAGCAGCAAGGGUGUGCCAUAAGAGCAUCGGAUCCUGUCAAAGAGUGUGGCAAACGACCUCUGUCGCUCGUGUACAAAUGCGGCAUGACAGAAUAUAUCAAAGGAAAGCACCAGAGAACUUUGAUUAUUGGUGGCGACAUAAUGCUGGACUAGCGUGGUAGAUGCUUUAGUAAUGGAUGUGAACGGGACUUCAGUUCUCCUACCACAAUCGAUGAACAUUUACGUGAUACUGCAAGAAGUACUCUGAUGGCAAGAGCUCUAAUAAUUUCGUUUCGCGAUUACUGAAUCGUCGCCCGAUAAGUUGAAGCGUUAUAAUUAUGGUUAAAAAGUGCCAUCCAUUAUCCAUAUACGUAGUAUAUUAAAUGUAUGUAUGGCCGUCUUCGUCGGGAUCGAGAUAUAGAUGAAUCUGUCACCAACCGACUGCAUAACAUUAAUUAUUCGUUUUACGAACGUACAUUUACGAAUGUCAGUAAUUCAGUUCUGUUUAUUUGUACUUAUUACGUAAUUAUAUUUUACUACAAAUUUGUACUCUGCGGCGUCGUUAGCGCGCACUUGUCCUGAAAACAACCCAAAAAAUUGCGAUAUACAAGUGUGCGAUUUAUUAUUAUGCACCUGCCUUUCAGCUUAAAUAAGUAUUGUUUGCCAAUAUGUGUUUGUAUUUCUGUUCCUAUCAGU
Paramacrobiotus metropolitanus is the source of this 1160-nucleotide messenger RNA. RefSeq lists its product as uncharacterized. The transcript has 3 exons. The coding region runs from base 156 to 638 and encodes 160 amino acids. NCBI's taxonomy places the organism in Eukaryota, Metazoa, Tardigrada, Eutardigrada, Parachela, Macrobiotidae. The record is from RefSeq and is a predicted model, not a curated record.